AUGGAAACCCAAGCCCAGCCAACGACACCAGAAGGAGAUGACACAGGCCAGCCGCCUGUUCCACAGAAGAAGCAGGCCAGAGCGCGAGGCAAGGCGCAACCAGAACGACCUAAGAGGAGUCUUUUCUGUCUGACCCUCAAUAAUCCUUUGAGGAAACUCUGCUAUGACAUCGUGGAGUGGAAACCGUUUGAAUAUAUGAUUUUGACUACAAUUUUCGCCAAUUGCAUUGCGUUGGCCGUAUUCACACCAUACCCAGCCAGUGACACGAACAAUACAAAUCAAAUUUUAGAAAAAGUAGAAUGGGUUUUCAUGGCGAUUUUUACCGGAGAGUGUGUGAUGAAGAUCAUAGCGUAUGGCUUUUUGAUGCAUCCUGGAGCUUAUCUGAGAAACGCCUGGAACAGUUUGGACUUUACCAUUGUUACUAUAGGCAUAGUGAGUCAGCUCUUACAAGUAAUAUCAAAGGAUUUGUUUGACGUAAAAGCCUUAAGAGCUUUCAGAGUUCUACGACCGCUACGAUUAGUGUCGGGAGUACCAAGUCUCCAAAUAGUUUUAAAUUCAAUAUUGAAGGCGAUGGUACCACUGUUCCAUAUCGCUUUUCUCGUUCUCUUUGUGAUCAUUAUCUAUGCUAUUAUUGGUUUGGAGCUGUUUUCCGGGGUUCUACAUGAUACCUGCUUUGAUAAUGAAACUAAAAAAAUGGUAGAUGAACCAUCUCCUUGUUCCCGGGAAGCUGAUGUUGGCAACCACUGUGAUGAGGGCCAGAUAUGCAAGGACUAUUGGGUGGGGAUUAAUUUUGGUAUCACCAAUUUUGACAAUAUUGGAUAUGCGAUGCUCACUGUAUUCCAAUGUAUCACGCUUGAGGGAUGGACGGAUAUUAUGUACGCGAUAGCUGACGUGAAAGGCAACACCUGGGUGUGGAUCUAUUUCGUUACUUUGGUUAUUUUUGGAAAUUUCUUCGUUAUGAACUUGAUUCUCGGAGUUUUAUCCGGAGAGUUCUCAAAAGAAAGAGAAAAAGCAAAGAAUAGAGGAGAUUUUCAGAAGUCAAGAGAACGACAGCAGUUUGAAGAAGAUUUGAAAGGAUAUCUCAAUUGGAUAACAGUUGCUGAAGAGCUGGAUCUCGAAAAUGAUCAAGGGCAGAAGGAACAAGACCAGGAAAAUCAAGGUAAUAAAAAUGAGAGAAUAAAUAAUGAAGACUCGCAAACAAAUAUAAAUGGAAAUGGCGAAACUCAGAAAACUACAACAUGCAAAAUCUACUGUAAGAGAUUUGACAAAGUUAAUCGUCGUAUGCGCAGGUCGUGUCGUAAAGCUGUCAAGUCGCAAACGUUUUAUUGGGCUAUUAUUGUACUUGUAUUUCUGAAUACACUUGUACUAGCUACAGAACAUUAUAAUCAAGACCCAUGGUUGGAUGACUUCCAAAACUACGCCAACUAUUUGUUCGUCGUGCUGUUUACUAUGGAGAUGCUUGUAAAGAUGUAUGCUUUGGGAUUCCAGGGUUACUUUGUAUCUCUAUUCAACCGCUUCGACUGCUUCGUCAUGGUCUGCUCCAUCCUGGAGCUGGGUCUCACAAUUUCUGGAACCAUUCCUCAAUUGGGUAUAUCUGUGCUUCGAUGUGUCAGGCUUCUGAGGGUAUUCAAAGUUACUAAAUAUUGGCGAUCGCUAUCUAACCUCGUGGCCUCACUUCUGAACUCCAUUCAAUCUAUCUUCUCCCUUCUUCUUCUAUUGUUUCUGUUCAUAAUGAUCUUUGCGUUACUGGGUAUGCAAGUAUUCGGAGGAAGAUUUGACUACGAUCCAGAGGAACAGAAAGAGAGGCAUAACUUUGAUUCUUUUUGGCAGGCUGUGUUAACAAUGUUUCAGAUAUUAACAGGAGAAGACUGGAAUGUGGUGAUGUAUCAUGGUAUAAACGCAUAUGGUGGUGUUGGUACACCUGGUAUGCUUGCUUCGAUCUACUUCAUUAUUAUUUUCAUUUGUGGUAACUAUAUACUAUUAAACGUGUUCUUGGCUAUCGCUGUUGAUAAUUUAGGAGACGCGGAAGAGAUGGACCAGGAAGUAGAAAUUGUGAAAGAGAAAGAUGAUGGUGAUAAUACCGAAGCUGGAAAUCCUCAAAUAGAUGAAGAGAGAGGUGAAACAGAUGAUGAAUAUGUCAAUGAAGAGGAAGGAUAUUCUAGUGAGGGAUCUGAAAAUGAGUAUGAGGAAACCGGGUCCGAAGAAGACAUAGAACAAGAAAUUGAAGAACAGACUGACAAUGCUAAUGACGCACUAGUAACGGUAGAGAAGAAACAAAACGGGGAUGUUAAGAAACAAGAAUCACCACCGCCUCCAAAGCGACAACCAACAAUAUCGGCCAGACCUAGGAGGCUGUCAGAAGUCGAAAUUAAAUCUCAGGAGAGACCAAUACCAGAAGCCAGCAGCUUUUUUAUAUUCUCGAAAAACAAUUGGUUCCGAGUUACCUGUUAUAAUGUACAAAACAAUUCUUGGUUUAAGAAUUUGAUUCUGGUUUGUAUUCUUGCCUCUUCUCUUAUGUUGGCUAUGGAAGAUCCCGUUGAAGGAAAGGCUACCGAGGGCAAACGAGAGAUUCUUCGUAGAGUCGACUACUUCUUCACCACAGUGUUCACCAUUGAACUGUUACUAAAACUCAUCACCUACGGUUUCAUUCUACAUAAGGACGCAUUCUGUCGUUCUGCUUUUAACCUGCUUGACUUGUUGGUCGUCAUCGUUUCCCUUGUAUCUCUAUCUGGAUCAAAUAAUGUUUCGUUCAUCAAAAUAUUGCGGGUAUUCCGAGUAUUGAGGCCUCUUAGAGCUAUCAAUAGGGCUAAAGGAUUGAAGCACGUUGUGCAAUGCGUGAUCGUUGCUAUAAAAACAAUUGGCAACAUUUUGUUGGUGACAAAUCUCCUGCAAUUCAUGUUCGCAGUAAUGGGAGUGCAAAUGUUCAAGUAUGUGGUGAAGUGUGUGUUUGCUUCAAUAAAAUCGAUCGGGAACAUCCUGGUUAUAAACCAUAUGUUGCAAUUUAUGUUCGCUGUCGUUGGCAUUCAAUUGUUUAAGGGUAAAUUCUAUAGCUGCACAGAUAUAACCAAAGUGACAUCUGAAGAAUGCCAUGGUGCAUACCUAGUAUACAAAAAUGGUAAGCCAACAAUAGAAGACCGUAUAUGGCAGAAGAAUAAAUUUAAUUUCGACAAUGUCUUCAAAGGAAUGCUAACAUUAUUCACCGUAUCCACAUUCGAGGGAUGGCCUGGACUAUUAUCAACAUCAAUGGACUCAAAUGAGGAAAAUCAUGGGCCUAUAGAGAACUCUCGGCCCCUUGUAGCAUUCUUUUACAUAAGUUAUAUUAUUGUGAUAGCAUUUUUUAUGGUUAACAUAUUCGUAGGUUUUGUCAUAGUUACAUUCCAAAAAGAAGGAGAGCAAGAGUUCAAAGAUUGUGAAUUAGAUAAAAAUCAAAGGAAUUGCGUUGAGUUCGCACUAAAAGCCAAACCAAUAAGAAGGUAUAUUCCAAAACAUCGAAUCCAAUAUAAGACAUGGUGGUUUGUGACUUCACAGCGGUUUGAGUACGUCAUAUUUUUCUUUAUCGUCCUCAAUACUGUGGCGCUCAUGAUGAAGUAUCAUGAUGCACAACCCUUAUAUAAGAAGAUAUUGGACUAUUUAAAUAUGCUUUUAACAACAGUUUUUAUGUUGGAAUUUGUUUUUAAAUUGGCAGCAUUUAGAUUUAAGAAUUACUUCGGCGAUGCAUGGAAUACAACGGAUUUUAUAUUAGUAGUGGGCAGUAUAAUAGAUAUCGUAGUUACUCAAGUGAAUGAAAAUAAACUGCCAUCCGAACUCAUUGCACCCCUUGGAGCAAAUAAAGAGGGUUCAACAACUCUUCUAAAAUACAUCACAUUUUUCCGUCUAUUUCGAGCGAUGCGUUUGAUAAAAUUGCUAUCAAGAGGAGAACGAAUACGAACUCUACUUUGGACAUUUAUAAAGUCAUUUCAGGCUCUACCAUAUGUAGCCUUGCUGAUUGUUCUACUAUUUUUCAUCUAUGCCGUUGUUGGAAUGCAGUUGUUUGGUAAAAUAGCCUUAGACGAUGAGGUACUAACCAGAAAUAACAACUUCCAAACGUUUGGCAGCGCUUUGAUGGUGUUAUUUAGAUCAGCUACGGGUGAAGCUUGGCAGGAUAUAAUGAUGGCGUUGUCCCCCAAUGAUGACGAGCAUCCCGGUAUCCCCGUAGGCUGUUACCACGCUGAUGGUGAUAACUCCACUCUGGUAGAACUCGGCUGUGGAACAAAUUUAGCUUUCCCCUACUUUAUUUCGUUUUCUCUUCUGUGUACAUUUUUGAUUAUCAAUUUAUUCGUCGCCGUUAUUAUGGAUAAUUUCGAUUACCUCACACGAGAUUGGUCUAUCUUAGGACCUCACCAUCUUGACGAGUUUGUUAGGUUAUGGAGUGAGUACGAUCCAGAUGCUAAAGGUAGAAUAAAACAUUUGGAUGUCGUCACGUUACUGAGGAAAAUCAGUCCGCCUCUAGGUUUUGGCAAGCUUUGUCCCCAUAGAACAGCCUGCAAGCGACUCGUAUCAAUGAACAUGCCCCUCAACUCUGAUGGCACUGUCAACUUCAAUGCCACGCUUUUCGCUGUUGUGAGAACACAACUGCAGAUAAAAACUUCAGGAGUUAUUGACCAGUGCAACACGGAGUUGCGGGCAAUAAUAAAAAAGAUAUGGAAACGAACAUCACCAAAACUGUUGGACCAGGUAGUGCCCCCGCCAGGAGACCCGAACGAGAUAACGGUUGGCAAAUUCUACGCAACCUUCCUCAUACAGGAUUACUUCAGACGAUUCAGGAAACGAAAGGAGCAGGAAGCAGUCAAAAACAAUCAGACAACUCUUCAAGCUGGUUUACGGAAAAUGCAUGAAGCUGGACCCGAACUGAAGCGGGCUAUUUCUGGCAAUCUUGAUGACGUUGUUGGGGAAGUCGUUGAACCUAUGCAUAGAAGAAAUCACACACUAUUCGGUGCUGUUUGGACAAGUAUUAAGAAGGGCCGUGGAAGUUUUUAUGGACCUCGAAAACCGUCUAAAGCUAUGGUCAAAUCUAAAUCAAUGAAUGGUGACAAAAACAUAUCCUUGGGUUUCAUGAUGCAAAGGGAGUUAGGAAUGGACGGGAAAAUUCCGGAAGAGGAAAAUAAAUAUAAUGAUGAUCAAAGUGAAAGCGAUGAGGAGAUCGCGAUGCAACCUCUUUUACACGGAAAGGAUUCGGAGAGGAUUUUCAGAGUUAUCGAAAAAACAUCGAAUGAUUUAAUGACAAGUAUGAGAUACAAUCGUGACAAUAUGCGACAGAUAAACAAGGUGCCUUAUUGUGUAGAGAAACCAGCGGAGAGUCUGAUUGCUCGGGUGCUAACGGAUCAAGGAUUGGGCAAAUAUUGUGACGCCGACUUUCUACAGAGCACUUCCCGCGAAAUGCAGGAGGCGCUCGACCUCACACAAGAGGAGAUGGACACCGCUGCAAAUCAGCUUAUUUUGAAAGAGCGCUUGAUGGCUCAAACUUCUGAGAACACUGUGGAAAACUUGUUAUCUCGUCAGUACCAUCCCUUCCACCAGCCCCCGAUGCAGCCUCCGCGCAAGAAAUAA
Messenger RNA from Pieris macdunnoughi, 5586 nucleotides. The record is from the annotation of a GenBank genome assembly. Lineage: Eukaryota; Metazoa; Arthropoda; Insecta; Lepidoptera; Pieridae.